Molecule: messenger RNA, 2120 nt
Organism: Nicotiana attenuata
Lineage: Eukaryota; Viridiplantae; Streptophyta; Magnoliopsida; Solanales; Solanaceae
Product: protein LAZ1-like
Exons: 8
Coding region: 228-1709 (493 amino acids)
Biological process (GO): transport
Molecular function (GO): transporter activity
Source: RefSeq, a predicted model, not a curated record
UCAUAAAUAGUACAAAAACUUCGACAAAACUCGACUUUGAGAAAAAAGAAAAAAAUAAAAAAAAUAAUCAGGAAGGAGCUUCAACGAAUCCUACCAAUCAUUCAUUCAAAAUUCAACUCUCCAUCUUACAAUUUUUUUUGGAUUAUUUAUUUUAACAUUUACCAAAGUUCAACCGGAGAAAAAAAAUCUAUGAGCUCCGAUCAUCGGAACCCUAAAAAUCGUAGCUGAUGCAAGGGAUAAUAUCAAUACCAUCAUCAUCGGAGCAUUUGAAUCGGGUCAUUCAUGGCCUUUUCAGUAGUUACUCACCUCCUGUAUGGGCAACACUAGUUGCUGGAGUUUUCGUUGUUGUUUCUCUCACACUUUCUAUGUACCUCCUAUUUGAACAUCUCUCUGCUUACAAAAACCCCGAGGAACAAAAGUUUUUGAUUGGUGUGAUUUUGAUGGUGCCUUGUUAUGCAGUUGAAUCAUUUGUGUCAUUGGUACAUCCAGCAGUUAGUGUUCACAUUGGGAUACUGCGGGAUUGCUAUGAAUCCUUUGCUAUGUACUGCUUUGGGAGGUAUCUUAUUGCAUGCUUAGGUGGGGAGGAGAGGGCUAUACUAUUUAUGGAGAGGGAAGGACGUGCAGCUUCAAAGAUGCCACUACUAGAGCAUGGCUCCGAGAAGGGGGUUGUCAAGCAUCUUUUUCCUAUGAACUACUUUUUAAAGCCAUGGAAACUUGGUCAGUGGGUCUACCAAGUUAUCAAAUUUGGAAUUGUCCAAUAUAUGAUCAUAAAAGCACUAACCGCUAUUUCAGCAGUGAUUCUUGAAGCUUUUGAUGUGUAUUGUGAAGGAGACUUCAAGUGGAAUUGUGGGUAUCCAUAUGUGGCAGUGGUUUUAAAUUUCAGUCAAUCAUGGGCGCUGUAUUGCUUAGUACAAUUUUACGCCAUUACAAAGAAUGAAUUAGCUCACAUCAAGCCGCUAUACAAGUUUCUAACGUUCAAGUCAAUUGUCUUCUUAACUUGGUGGCAAGGCGUGGCCAUAGCUCUUCUCUGUAGCCUUGGUUUGUUUCGAAGUCCAAUAGCUGAAGCUUUGCAAUUUAAAUCCAGUAUUCAAGAUUUCAUCAUAUGCAUCGAGAUGGGUGUUGCUUCUGCAGUUCAUCUUUAUGUCUUCCCAGCAAAGCCGUACGAGCUGAUGGGAGAACGCUAUACUGGGGCUGUUGCUGUUCUUGGGGAUUAUGUGUCUGCUGACUUGCCAGUAGAUCCCGAGGAAGUUAGAGACUGUGAGCGUCCGACCAAAUUACGUCUUCCUCAACCUGACAUUGAUGCUAAGAGCGGAAUGACAAUUAGAGAAAGCGUUAAGGAUGUCUUUAUUGGAGGUGGAGAAUAUAUAGUGAAUGAUUUGAAAUUCACGGUAACCCAAGCAGUGGAGCCUGUAGAGAAAGGAAUUCAAAAAUUGCAUAAGAUCUCUCAGAACAUAAAGAAGCAUGAGAAAGAGAAGCGAACAAAGGAUGACAGUUGCAUUGCAACAUCAUCUCCAGCACGGAGAGUCAUACGUGGGAUAGAUGAUCCCCUUUUACACGGAAGCAUUAGUGACAGUGGAACUUCAAGGAAAAAGAAGCACCGCUCCCGGAAAUCUGGAUAUACCAGUGCAGAAAGUGGUGGAGAAAGUAGCAGCGAUCAGAGCUUUGGUGGUAUCCAAGUUCGUGGCCGAAGAUGGGUUACUAAGGAUUAGUCAGAAAAACAAGAGCAGAUAAUAAUUGCUUUGAAGACUUGCAACACACACCACUGCCUUCAAAAAUCUGGAGUUGUUUAGCUCUCUACUACAUCCAUUCUUCUGCUCUGAGGAAGUUGUAGUAUUUAAUUCAGCAAAGUUCAUCUGGGCUUUUUUCUCUCCAGAGUUAAAGUGCUACAUUAUGAAAGCACUUGCAGGUUCAUUCUCUCUUGUCAUUGUUGUUGCACAUAAUGGUCUUCAAAUGUUGUAUAUAUGUAUCCUCAUUAGUAUAUGGUCCCUCAUUGUAUUGGGAUCAGUUUGCCUCGUAUAGAAGGUUAUGCAUUUAGUUUUGGAUCUUCGGCAAAUGUAUCUCCUUAAUGAAAUUAACUCGAUCACAGCCAUUAAUCUAUCAGAUGGUGUUUUUCUCCUGCA